Cygnus olor (mute swan) is the source of this 1029-nucleotide messenger RNA. RefSeq names its product destrin, actin depolymerizing factor (gene DSTN). Gene Ontology annotation, molecular function: actin filament binding. The record is from RefSeq and is a predicted model, not a curated record. The coding region runs from base 354 to 851 and encodes 165 amino acids. NCBI's taxonomy places the organism in Eukaryota, Metazoa, Chordata, Aves, Anseriformes, Anatidae. The transcript is spliced from 4 exons. Gene Ontology annotation, cellular component: actin cortical patch; actin cytoskeleton; cytoplasm. Gene Ontology annotation, biological process: actin filament fragmentation; actin filament severing; cell motility.
CCUUGGGGCAGGUAGCCCCGCCCCGCUUCUCUCAGCGCCCGCCGCCAUUGGCCGGCCGGCCAUCCAUCACCCGCCGGCUCCGCCUCCGAUUGGGCGGCCCGCUCCCCUCAGGGGGCGUACGGAGUUGGGGGCGGCGGGCGCGCGUGCGCUCUGUCUCUAGUGAGGCAGCGGGGCGUUGCAACCACCAUAGCAACCGCUUCCUCCUCCGGGCCCGGCGGCCGUGACGUCGGCAGCGUUUCCGCCCGGCUCGCGCCCUCGCCGCUUCCCUUCCUGCCGCCGGAGCCCGCGCCGCGCCCAGCCGCCGAGGGGAGCAGCCGCCGCCGCACCGCGCUCCGCCGCCCGCCGCCGCCGCCAUGGCAUCUGGAGUACAAGUUGCCGAUGAGGUAUGCCGUAUCUUCUAUGACAUGAAAGUGCGGAAGUGCUCUACGCCUGAGGAAAUCAAGAAGAGGAAGAAGGCUGUCAUCUUCUGCCUCAGUCCAGACAAAAAGUGCAUUAUCGUGGAAGAAGGCAAAGAGAUUCUAGUGGGAGAUGUCGGUGUGACAGUUACCGACCCUUUCAAGCAUUUUGUGCAGAUGCUUCCUGAGAAGGAUUGCCGUUAUGCCUUGUAUGAUGCAAGCUUCGAGACCAAGGAAUCCAAAAAAGAAGAGCUGAUGUUCUUCUUGUGGGCGCCAGAACAAGCACCUCUCAAAAGUAAGAUGAUCUACGCAAGCUCCAAGGAUGCAAUCAAAAAGAAGUUUCAAGGCAUAAAGCAUGAAUGCCAAGCAAAUGGGCCAGAGGACCUCAACCGAGCUUGUAUUGCUGAGAAGCUAGGAGGCUCCCUAGUCGUAGCUUUUGAAGGAAGUCCCGUGUAGAUGUCAUACCGUGCCACAACUCUACAAGCAUUCCAUGUUUUAAUAUAUCAGUUAUGUAAAACAUCCAUUCUAGGCAAGGGUUUCACUAACUGUAGGGAAGCUGUCAUAGAAUAAAGUAGAUUAUGGAGAUGUAGCUUGUAUGUACAAAUGACCAUAAAUAAAUCAAAUUAAGGAUUUA